Terrapene triunguis (Three-toed box turtle) is the source of this 388-nucleotide messenger RNA. Its product is annotated as serine/threonine-protein kinase TAO3-like. The transcript has 4 exons. The record is from RefSeq and is a predicted model, not a curated record. Gene Ontology annotation, molecular function: ATP binding; protein kinase activity. The annotation marks the transcript as partial. Gene Ontology annotation, biological process: protein phosphorylation. NCBI's taxonomy places the organism in Eukaryota, Metazoa, Chordata, Testudines, Emydidae.
AGGUGCCCCUAGCGCGUGUGCUCUCUCAGAAAUGGCAGGACAUCAUUAAGGAGGUGAAGUUCCUGCAGAAGCUGCGACACCCCAACACCAUCGAGUACAAGGGCUGCUACCUGCGGGAGCACACGGCCUGGCUGGUGAUGGAGUACUGCCUGGGCUCUGCCUCCGACCUGCUGGAGGUGCACAAGAAGCCGCUGCAGGAGGUGGAGAUCGCGGCCAUCACGCACGGGGCGCUGCAGGGGCUGGCUUACCUGCACUGCCACAACAUGAUCCACAGGGACGUGAAGGCUGGGAACAUCCUGCUGACGGAGCCGGGGCAGGUGAAACUCGGGGACUUUGGCUCAGCGUCGAUCAUUGCCCCUGCCAACUCCUUCGUGGGCACGCCGUACUG